Messenger RNA from Poecilia latipinna (sailfin molly), 7850 nucleotides. It is a transcript of the gene rims3, whose product is annotated as regulating synaptic membrane exocytosis 3. Gene Ontology annotation, cellular component: cytoskeleton of presynaptic active zone; presynaptic membrane. The transcript has 6 exons. Gene Ontology annotation, molecular function: small GTPase binding; transmembrane transporter binding. NCBI's taxonomy places the organism in Eukaryota, Metazoa, Chordata, Actinopteri, Cyprinodontiformes, Poeciliidae. Bases 889 to 1590 code for a protein of 233 amino acids. The record is from RefSeq and is a predicted model, not a curated record. Gene Ontology annotation, biological process: regulation of synaptic plasticity; calcium ion-regulated exocytosis of neurotransmitter; regulation of synaptic vesicle exocytosis.
UUAAACCGGAACCCUGCUCACAACUGAAGACUAAUUUACGUGGUAUUAACUCUUAGAGAUCAUUUACUUUCAUAGAAUGAAACGAAGACAUAACCAUGAGCUUUAAAAAUCUGCUGUAACAUGGAUUGUGUCUGCAAGGCCUUUGAGAGGUCGAGAACGUCGCGCUCUCCUCGUUCCACGCGAGGAAGUUUGAGAGUUUCCCAUCUUGUUUGUAGCACGCCAUGCACAGGACCGCUGCAGUGAGAUUGUGAUAGAGAGACCAACAUCGAGGCUGUCCACCUUGGACAGCUUCUCUCGCUGGGGAGAGGUGCAGACACCUCUAAAAAUUACACAGAGAAGCCGGUUGGUAGGAAACCAAAGGAAGUUGGAAGUUUUUCAUGAUGCAGUUGAAAUACAAAUGUGCCAUUUCUGUUGUCAUCCUUCUCCUUACUCAUUCAAAAAGGGCCAGACUUGUUGAGUGCAUAAAUAAGACUUGUUCUAUCUCUUGAGGUUUCCACUUGAAACUGUGGAUACUUGCAGCUCCUCUAAAGUUACGGUGGCUCCACUGAUUCAUGGCCUCUCGGCCCAGCUUGUGGGUUUAGGCAGAAAGCCGUGUUUAUGCCACUCACCCCAAACACUACAUAUUGUGCUUGGUUGCUGGUGGGACUAUCUGUGGAAAAACUCUUUACCGCUUGAAAACUUAUUGCCUCCAGUCACCAGAGCAGCUGCCAAAUGACCUGUGUGUGUGUGUUUAAAAAAAAUGGAGUGUAGUAAUACCUGAAAAGUGGAGAGAACUCUUUUCAACAGAGCAGGGGCAUCCCAAAGGAUAUUAAGCAAGAUUGGCUCCUCGCCUGAGUGAGCUUGCUUCAAAAUAAAUAGCGCAGAAACGGCCAAUCUCAAGAUGGCGGAAUGAAGAAGCUCCGCAGUACAAUCCGAAGGAGCACAGAGACUGGCAUCGCCGUGGAGAUGAGGAACCGGGUGACACGGCAGGGGAGCAAAGACUCCACCGACGGCAGCACCAACUCCAACAGCUCCGAAGGAACGUUUGUCUUCCCUACCACUCGCCUGGGGCCUGAGAGUCAGUUCAGCGACUUUCUGGAUGGUCUUGGCCCCGCCCAGAUCGUAGGCCGGCAAACACUAGCCACACCCCCCAUGGGGGAUGUCCAUGUAGGCAUGGUAGACAGAGGAGGGCAGCUGGAGGUGGAAGUGAACCAGGCCAGAGGGUUGACCCCAAAACAAGGCUCCAAGAACAUACCAGCAACCUACGUGAAGGUGUAUCUCCUGGAGAACGGCAUGUGCUUGGCCAAGAAGAAAACCAAAGUAGUAAAGAAGACUCUGGAUCCCACCUACCAACAGGCUUUGUUGUUUGAUGAAAGUCCUCAGGGCAAAGUCCUACAGGUAAUAGUGUGGGGGGAUUACGGACGUAUGGACCACAAGUGCUUCAUGGGAAUGGCUCAAAUCCUCCUGGAGGACCUGGACCUGUCUGCCACCGUCGGCGGCUGGUACAAGCUGUUCCCUACCUCCUCUCUGGCAGACCCCAGCAUCGGACCCCUCACCAGACGCCUCUCCCAGUCUUCCCUGGAGAGCGCCACCAGCCCCACGUGCACCUAGACACCCAGCAGACGUCCCGCAGAACGCAGACACCGGCACGCGUACUGUACAUACAACGACGACUGUAUCCGAAGCGCGACGCAGUUAGGCAUACACCAUUCAGCGGCACAUCCCAGGUUCCACACGCAUCGACGGCCACACAUUCCUCCAUCGUUCAUCACGAUUCACCCGCCAAACCUGAACCCAACGUAGACACGAGCGACGUGAACAUGUAGCGAUCCUCAUUUCACGCCAGGCGCCACGCCCCUGCAUUCCGAAGUCGUCAAACCUCCGCGGCGCGUCUCAUCCCGGGGCCAUCCCGAUCGAUGCCAGUUUCUAAUCUCUCUAUGCCAAACUAAGAAAAAAAAACUUUAUUUUUUAAAACCAAAGCAAUUGUUAUUGUUGUUCUUAUUAUUCCUAUAAGUAGUAGGUGAAACUAGUAUACAAUAUAAAAGUAUGGAUAUGUAGCAGAGUCAAUGACUUAGAUGUAAUGCAAAAAAAAAAAAGUAAAAAAGAAAAAAAAAAGAAGAUAUAUUCUACAUACACACACAGAGAAGCUAAGAGCGGGAUAUCGAACACAAACCUGGCUCGGACGUUCACAUAAUGGCUGUUAUGUGAGGUAGCAACACUGCUAUAUUCUAUGAUUUUCACAGGGCAGAGUUUAUACAUGAGUAUCUAAAUAUAUACGAAAUAGAUAGCUAAAUACUUAUUUGUCUUUCUAUAUGUAUCGGCUGCAUUCUGCAUGUUUGCUUGCGAGACAUUUUAGAGCGCUUCAAAGUCUUUUUAUUUAGCUUGCCUUGAUCAACGUAAACAGUGCCGCUGACUUUAUUUUGCCGAUAUGUCCCGACGAAAAAGGAGCACCGAGUUAGAGCAAAGGACGUGACUGUCAUCGCUGUCUGCAGAAGAAGAAAAUGAGUUAGCCACGCACUCGCUGCUGACUUCACAGUUCCUUCCUUCACCUUUGGUGUGCUUGAACCACUUCUGCAUCGGGGUUGGGGAUGAGGCGGGGGUGGAGGGGGGUGUUCUCACGUGUUUGGACUGCCAUUUCAUUUCCUUUGUUUUGAUGUCCUGAAUUCUUCUUCCUGCUCAAUGAGAUGGGAAGCAUCAGCAGCAGCCCUUUUCUUGCCAUGGCCACUCGUUUGUCCCUCUGAACCUGCUGUAAAUAUGUAAACCUGUAUAUAAUUUGAGAGGACUUUUUUUUUUUCUUUUUUUCUGUUUUUGGACAUUACAAUAGCAUUAUAGGUGCAGCCACAAAUAUUAAAAUAACAUUGAUAAGUAAAUGUAUUUCUUCAGUUCAGUUUAAAAAGUGAAAGUCAUAUAUUGUGUAAACAUUUUUUUUAUCACACUUUUUCCUUCCACUAAAUUAUGCAGCGAGUGUCUGGUGAACAACUGUCAAGUCAGCAGUGUUAACCAAGAAAGAUUAGUCUGUAACAUUAUAUCUCAGAUAUUAAAUUAGGGACAUUAAUAAGACUAAACAUCUCUUGUUAUCCAUUUUUAAGUAAAAUAAAUGAGUUACAAUAUUCUCACGUUCAAAUUUAGGAUUUGCAUUAGUUGUAAAGUAUUACGUGAUGUAAUGAAUCGAAAGUAUCCAAUAUAUGAUUUUCACUUUUGAAGUGAAUUAAUGAAAAUAAUAAACUUUUUGAUGAUAUUCUAAUUUACUGGCACAAACAUUUACUUUCCUAGUACUUACAGUAACCAGCCACGUUCUGGUAGUUGAACUUGUUUCAGGUGCAAUAUGUUACUAACACAACCUUCAGCAUUCCUGUUUUUAUAUUUUCUGUUUGGCAGUAUGUUUAUGUUUUUUGGAUAGCACUUUAUUGUCAAUUUUUUUGUAUUAUUUUUCAAUUUUAAGUCCAGGCGGUGGUGAACCGCCUCUAUUUUUCUGUAUUAUAUGAUGACGAUUAUUAUCGGUAAUCAAUGUUGUCACAUAAGUACUGGCGUUUAAAUACUCUGAAGUUCAUUGCACAUUUCCAAAUCUUUGAAUUUCAGCAGAGAUGUGAAACCAGAGUGUAUUUUUUUUAUUGAAAUUAUGGAGACGCACUGGAGCGGCUGAGACUGGUUCUGGUUUUAGACUUGCAUCUAAGCACUUAUCUAUAAUAUUUAAGUCCAAAAUCUUUUUUUUGUUGUUGUUCACCUUGGACUCAAUUAAAAAAAAAUACAUUACAUAAAAAAAAGUUUGAAGAUUUGUCACAAAAGGCAUAAACCCUGAAAUUACUUAAAUUUUAUUUUAUUUUUUUUUGCAAAAAGAUAUUACUUUUCACAGUUUAUACCAUACCAUACUAGGCAUUGGCCGAUGUAAAAACAUAAAGGAAAAUCACAUCAUUAAAUGUUUCAGAUUUUCUCACUGCAUAAUCAAAAUAUUGAUCACAAAAAAGUAGACGUGAUCUUGAAUUUUUGGACGUAACACAACAAAUAAAAGUUAUUUUUACUGGUGCCAUAAUAUUACAUUGACUACAGUUACUGUUAGUACAUCUAUAAUAGUGUUAUCAGCAACAUUUACUUCAUGUUAUUUAGAUUCUAGUGAAUAGAUUAACACCAAAAAACUUUGAUUAAACACCCCAUAAGUUUAGUUCUUUCUCUCUCUACUCUUUAUAGACAAAAACAAGAUAUUAGUGGAGCUGAGGGCCGAAGCAAACCGCCGGGGCUUCUGAGGUUCCUUCAGGAUGACAAACUUUUUAAAGAGUCACUUUAUUGGCUUGUUAUAAUUAAGAGUCAACCUUGUAUAUAGAUGGAUUUUCCCUGAGCGUUAACACUGUUGACCUCUAAGGCUUGUAUGUUGAUAAAUUUCAUUUUGGUUUCGUUGUUGUCUGUCAUCAAAGAGCUUCUUCUUCUUCUUUUUCUCGUCAUCUUUCAUCUUAAAAGGGGAAAAUCUGAUGAGCUGAGUCUCCUCAGUACCUAUUUUAGCCUCUUUUGAACUUCAGAUACAUUUAUCUCUGAUAUUUUCAGAUCAUAUGGAUGUUUAAAACCUGCUUGUAAUGUACUUACACCCCUAUUUUAGAAGUAGCUUCAAAUCAGGGCUCUAUUUUCAAGCUAUUUCUUGUAACUGGUUAUGGUACCGUUUCUAAGGUAAUCUUCUGGAUCUUAUGUUCUUUGUAUGAUUUUCCUGGAUAGCUGCCAUGAUCUAUGAAAAAGAUAUGAGUGCUUUCGAUCUCCACACAUGCUUUGAGUGUGUAAAAGAAAACCACACCUAAAAUUGAUCUCUCUCUCUCUUAUUUAUACUUACGAAGGUCACAUUUUUGCAGUAACUCCAUGAUCGAAUUGUGCUACUUUUGCUCUGCCAUGCCAACUGAGUGAAAGUAACUAUGGGUUUUGUAAAUGUCUGUCAAAACAGAAAACAAUGGAUUUCUGCGGCCAAAAGAAAUGGUUAGAAUGUGUCCUUUCUUUAAAGUGCAGCAUCUUUGUGUAAGCUUCAUUGAACAAGUGCUUUCGAUGUACUGCGGGUUGCAUCAUGUGUGGCAGGCCAGUGAGUGAUGUUAUUUAGAUGAUGACCGUUGAAUUGUUAGAAAUCUGAGGAGGAAGGUUCUCCAAACUUUUCACAGCUUUCAUGAUCCAUUUACAAAGGAUUUAAAACUGAUUUCUAAUUUAAAUGAGAAAAGAUGACGCGAGUAAAUAUAAAAUGCAGGUUCCAAGCGUUGAAUUCAUUGGAAAAAAGCUAUUCAAAGUAAUUUGACCCUUUUGUGCACAGAAGUGAGUCUAAAUCUACUGGAAAAAACACAUUUUUAUUUCAGUUUUUCUUUAUGUGACAAAAAAAGCUAAAUUGGGGGCAAUUACUUCUUUUUACAGCACUGUGCUGUCUUUAAAAAGUGUCAGAAAGCCGAAGCCUGGAGGAGUUUUGUGGAGCUAAAAUCUAGAAGGACUUUCUGUUUGUUGUCAAGGUAGAGUCAUAGAUCAGGACUGAGUGGGAAACGUGUCGCUCUUGGUCCGUCUUGGUCCUCUAGCUUAAAUCUCACAUUGAUUGUAAAUCCGUGGAUGUUCAGGAUGUCAAAUCCACUUGCUUCACGUGCAUAAUUGUGUUAUGUUCAUCUUCGCCCGUGUUGAGUACUGCGUUUAAAACGUAUUUUAUUUUUGUAAGGACAGAGAUUUUAUUGAGAGCAGGAGUCGGAAAGGCGAGGUUGGGCAAAACCUGCCUUUAGGUUUUUGCAAAAAAGAAAAAAAAAAACAGCAAAACGAGGGCUUGAUCAGUUUACAAUGGCCUUAUUUUGUGUGGGAGACGUUGCUUCGCUAUUGUAGCACACACAACUGAAAGAUUUUUGUAAAAAAAAAAUUAAAAAAAUUAAAAAAUGUAUUUUGCUUGAAAUAAUGUACCGAAGUUCUAUAUGUGUAUAGUUUUAUGAAUGUAUUUCUAAUUUGUGCACUUUUUUUGUCAUCCUGUUUGCUAUAUUGUCUAUCUGAAGAACUUUACAACCCCCUCUCUUCUACUGUACUGUAUUAUCUACGUCUUAUUAUUUGUAUCACGAGAAAGGAGCAUGAAUUCUGUCUGGCAAAAGGCAUUCUGAUUCAUAUGUCGCCACGAUGACUGUUGAGCUGAAAUGAUUGCUUCCCUCUGCAUCCUGUCUCUGCAAUCUCCCCACUUUAUCAAACUCAUACUUUUGAAUAAGGUAAUGUUUGCUGCACGGUGUUUAUGACAGUUUUUUUUUUUUGUCUAAUUCUGCAAGGCACAGUGAAGGGGUUUCCAUUAGACAACUCACACAUAUGCAAGAGAGUUCUCUAGAUGCUGUACCUUUACGUAGCAUGGCUUCGGCCUUAUGUUUUCCUCGAUACGUCUUCAGGCAAUAACCAUUCAGCUGUAGCCCGUUUCUCAGUUAUCAGAGCUGGGCCUGUGGUUACUGUGCCACGACAAAUAAAAUACAUUUCGAGCACUAAAAGUAAGUAUACUCAACCUAGCAUGCUCUGCAUUGUGAAUACACGUUAGGAUGGUUUUCAUGAAAAACGAGGUUCGUUUUGUCUUUGAGCAAGUACGCAUUCCGUAUGCCGCUGCUGACACCUAAUGGCACCACUGAUGAAGACGUGGAAAAAUAUUUAAAUUAAUUAAUUGAAAUCCUGUUUUAUGGCAGACCCAAAAUGUCACAAUAGACCUUGUUAAGCUGGUCAGAGCCUCUAGGAACCUUCAGUUAGUAGUCUCUGUUGUCAUGGGGUUCAAAUAUCCCAGGACACUGAGGCCAUUUCGUAGCCAUUGGCCAAUAGGUUUGAUAAGGACGGCUGGAGGACUGUAAUGAAGGUAAAACUAUUGCACUUUGGGGCCAUAAAGCCUCCAUAUUAGCUACAAUGUCUUGUCUUUCCAUCACAAUCAUAAACUUAUGUAGUUUGUGUGUUCACGCUCGUAUUUUUUUCACAGCAACUCAAAUACUAAUGAAUAACUAAAUUGCUGUGAGCAAGGACAAGUGUUUUUAAAAGUACGAUAUUUUCUAAAAUACUAUUUUGAGUUUGUAAUUAUUUCAUUUUGAGACGGAGCUCUGUCAACUGAAGAUGAUUUCACACAUCUGCAGCAGGAGUGCCAUUAUGUGUGGAAGGUGCCUGAGUAGCAACUAUCAACAUGAACAGGACAGGCAUCAUCACUGAGCUUUACUUUUUUUUUUUUUCCUUUUCUUUUCUUUUCUUUUGGCAAGUUUAAGAGUUUGUGCUGCUGGAUCCUUUUCAUCUGUUGUCUAUAACCAUCAGCUACCACAGCACAAGCUUUACUAUCCACAUUUUCUUUUUUUUCUUCUUUUUUGUCUGUCAGGGUAUUACAAGGCCCAGGUGUCUCUCAACCCUUCAUCUCGCCAAGGCCCUAAAAGCACAGAACACAACCCGAACUUACAGCUCCAAGAGUCAAAAUUACAUCAGUAUUCAGAUUUAUUUUUGUUGGAAUCUAUAAUAUUCCUGGCAGAUCUAGAUGUAAAACAUAUAAAGAUUGAACAACUCUUUCGUGGUUGUCUUCAGCGUUCCCAUCCGAGGAGUGUUGGCAGCGCAACAGGGUCGGAGGAAAAAAAACGUACCGGGCCGUGAUGACGUGUAUGAGAGUUUGCGGUUGAGAGGAACAAAAAGGGAGCUGUAAUUUUAUACCUGUGCUUUGUAAAUGUUUUCUAUGUGCAGUAUUUGAUAAUGUAAAACUGGUAUUUUUGUGGUUUGUACGCUGCAAAAUUGAUUACUUAAGGUGCACGUAGUUUUGUAAUAAAAAAAGAAAAAAACAAUAGAGCCAAACCGGGAGUGGGGGGUUAAAUGGAAAACAAUUUGGAAUUCUGAAGCCUGUAUUUGCAUGCCCUUUGACAUCUGGACGCUGAAAUAAAUAAAGUUCAUUUGAA